Rasamsonia emersonii CBS 393.64 is the source of this 741-nucleotide messenger RNA. RefSeq names its product Short chain dehydrogenase/reductase. The record is from RefSeq and is a predicted model, not a curated record. Lineage: Eukaryota; Fungi; Ascomycota; Eurotiomycetes; Eurotiales; Trichocomaceae. The transcript is spliced from 2 exons. The coding region runs from base 1 to 741 and encodes 246 amino acids.
AUGUCCGCAGACAAGACAGUGGUCCUGAUCACAGGUGCCAACAGCGGCAUUGGAUUCGACACUUGCGCCGCCUUUGCUGAAGCAUCUUCUGAAUACCAUGUCAUUCUCUCCAGUCGGUCGCUGGAAAAGGGCCAGAAAGCGCUUGACGAGCUUCGCUCUCAGAAUACCCUUCGCGGGACCAUCUCUCUCUUGCAGCUCGACGUCACCGACGGAGACUCCAUCAACCGGGCAAGACAGCACAUCGAGCAGCAAUUCGGCGGCCGGCUCGACGUCCUGAUCAACAAUGCCGGCAUCAUAUCGAGCGAAAGCGACCUCCUGGCCAACCUUCGCCAGACCUUCGAGACAAACACCUUUGGUCCAGCCAUAGUCAUCAAGACGUUCGUACCGCUGUUGAAGAAAUCGGCAAAGCCGCGAAUUGUCUACAUCAGCUUGUGUGGCGAUCCGUCGUACAAGCACUACCGCAACCCUCAUCUAACGUACCGGAUGAGCAAGGCGGCACUGAACCUCCUGUCCGUGUACCAUCAGAUCGAGUUUGAGUCGUGGGGGUGCAAGGUCUGCGCGUACAACCCGGGCUACGCGGUGACGAACCUGACGGGCGAGGCAGGGCGAGCGAUUCGGAUCAAGAACGGCGCGCGCCCCUCGACAGAGAGUGCGAAAUACUUGCUCGAGAUUGCCCAGGGCAAGAAGGAUGGCGAUGUGGGCGGUAUAGUGGAUGUGGAUGGUGGUGUGAGGCCGUGGUAG